Molecule: messenger RNA, 985 nt
Organism: Durusdinium trenchii
Lineage: Eukaryota; Dinophyceae; Suessiales; Symbiodiniaceae
Source: the annotation of a GenBank genome assembly
AAGCCUCAGAUCCUUAGAGGCGUGUGCUAGGAGGUAAACAUGGAGGAUCUGAGCCCAACCUACCUCAAGUGCCUGCUGGGUGGCGGCUAUGCCGUUCUUAUCGGGUCACCGUGCAUGGCUUCUGGUCGAGUAUGGAGUUGCCAUCUGCCAUGAGAGUGCUGUGUCCCGUUUGAUCGUUCAGGUGAAUUGGGCCUCCUUGUCGGGGAAGUUGGGAGCUCCAAACGCCGAGAUCUCCAAGGCAUACCCCAGCGCUGUGACCCCUGCGGGCUUCGCCUUCAGCAUUUGGGGGCCCAUAUUCUUGCUCCAGGGCGCUGGGACAAUCGCAUUGCUCUCCAACGCCUUGCCGCUGGAAGCUUUGCGCGCAGUGUUCCCCUACUGGUUUGUGACGUGGAUCUGGCAAAACUGUUGGCAGGCAAGCUUUGUUUCCCUGCCCUUGACGGACAUCAAUAGCAGGAAAGGCAAGGUAUUCCGCACCUUGCUGGCGUGCGCAUGCCAACUGGUGGCGGCACAGAGCAGCAUGACAGCAGCGGCUCAGCGUUUGCAGACGCUAGAAGAGCAAAGCCUUUUGCGGAGCAUGUUGCUGGACUUCCCCUCAGGCGUGAACGCUGGUUGGCUGAGCGCUGCCUCUGGCAUUGGUUUGAGCCUUGCAUUGCAGCAUUGGACCAGAGGAGAUCUGAUGACACCCAACCGCAGCGCCUGUUUGUUGGGUGCUGUUGGCUGCUACGGCGCUGGGGUGGUCUCCAGCUUGGGCCAAGGGUCAGCUUGGGGCUUCGGCCUCGGCUACUCCUGCGCUGUGAGCUGGGCCUGUUUCGGCAUCACCAAGACCGGCAGUCCCGAGGUCGUGAAGAAGGUCGCCCGCGCUGGCAUGGGCUUGUUCUUUCUUCUGGGCAUCAGCUGCCUGGUGAAGUGAGCCUAGUGAGUGACGUGAUAUAUACUUUUUAGAUUUUUCUACCCUCCCGCUGCACGGGGUCCAGUGUAAAAUACG